AUGAAGAAAAGCUUUGCGAAGCGGAAGAACAAGUUGAAGAAGGAGAACAAUGCGGGGUACUCCAAUGGGGCACGCCUGCUAAAGGGUAAGAAGGGAGAAGCGCAGCGAGGGGGGGGCCCAAUGAAGAAGAGGAGCAACGGGGUAGGCGACCACCCCAAGGGGAAGAAGCAUCCCAUUGGGAAGAACCACCCCAUAGGGAAGAAUCACCCCAUAGGGAAGAACCACCCCAGGGGGAACAACACAGACGAGGGGAAGAACUCCAAAAGGAGGCCCCGCGAAGAAAGCGCUGGGAAAGGAACCCCCACAGGGAAGACCCACAAACGAAGGGACAAUCAAAACAAAAGCGAACUUCUAAACGAAAAGUGCAAAAAAAUUAUGAACGACGAAAAUCUGUCCAAGUCAAAAAAAAAAAAAUUAAUAAAGGAACAUAAAAAAAAAGUGAUAGUAGAAAAUUACGACUACUACAAAAAAUUGAGAAUCAAAUUGAACGACUUGCUACAGACAAAGGAUAAGGACGAGAAAAAGAGGCAAAUAAAUCUGCUCUGUGCAGAGCUAAAAAAGGUACAGCUAGCCAAAUUUGCACGGACCAACUUGGGGUACCACAUUAUUUCCUCCUUAGUAAUCAACGGAUCGGAGGAGGUGCAAAAAAAGUUGUGGAAAAAUCUGCAUGAACAUAUGAGCGACAUCAGCACGUUCAACUUCGUGUCGAUCGUCUUCCAAUGUUUUUACAAACACGCGAAAGGUGAAGAGAUAAGAAAGGACAUCCAGCAGUGGCUGUUAAAAAACCCGAAGACCUUUUUCACGAAAUUUGCUUCCAGACUGUGGAACACCGUUUUUCAAAAGCUCAAAACAGGCAUGAGAACAAAAAUUACAAACUAUCUGAUCAUCCCGAAUGGAGGUAGCCAAAAUGAAAAGCUCGCAAACGGGAUGAAAAAUAUAACUCUGGAUAUUUUAAAAAAAGACACCAAAGAAAUGUUCGAGACGUUUAAUGAAGAAAAUAAAACACUAAUACGUAAGUACCUAAUCGAGGUGGUAGAAAUGCUGGUGGAGAAGGAGCUCCUUUACAAUAUCGUUUCUCAUAAUAUCCUCCUGACAGCAUCCAAAAUUCUAAAUGAUGAAGAGUUGGCCAACGUCAUGGAGACCAUCCACCAAGGGUGUGAAUACCUCCUCUCGACCAACCUAGGAAAUCAAGCGCUAAUAUAUCUCCUAGGGUACGCCACAAACAAACAUAAAAAGAGUCUAAUAAAGGUACUAAAAAAUGAUAUCUGCGAUUUGUGUAAAAAUAGCGUAAACUUUCUGCUAAUCAUUAGGUUGCUCAAAAUUACAGAUGACACGAAAUUGCUACACGAUUUUGUGGUAAAAAAAAUUGCCUCAAAUUUUGAAGAUAUUUUUAAUGACUACUAUGGAUUUUAUGUCGUCAUGGAAUUUUUCUACGAUUUUAAGCAGUCCAACGAGGAUAAAUUUCUAUACGUGCAGUGGAAAAAUCUGGUCUACUCCAAAGCUCCCAAAAGUGUUAAAGAUGCGGACAAGAGGAAAAGUGAAAUUAUACAGCCUAUCAUGGAACAACUGCAAACCGUCCUGCAGGAUGAGCACAAAUUAGCUCACUACGUAAAGGACAAAAAAUAUUUAAUUAUCAUUUGUGAAUUUUUGUGCCAAUCGACAGAUGAGCAAGUGGUUAGAGCGGUUCUCAAAAAUAUUGUCAGCCUCGUCGAACAAAUUAUCCUUGCGUGUGAAAAUAAGGAAGAGGUGAGCUCCAAGUAUAAUUGCAAAAAUGUGAACGAUUUGAUUUUCAAAAUAUUUUCCAAAUGUGGAAAUGGAAGUACUACUCUGCCGGGGGUCCUCCUAGAUGAGGACAUCCCCUUUUAUCGGUGCCUUUCCAAUGUCCUCCUCCCCCAGUUGGAAACCGCCAUCAAAUCUGAGUUAAUAAAAACGGUCAACAAUUUGCUUCGCUUCCUCAAGGAUAAUGAUGCGGCCGAGUUUGAAAGGGCUCUUGCCAGGGCCAGGCAGGCGGACAAUGAGCAAAUUUACCAAAACCUGAAGGACACGCUCCCCACGCUCACCCACUUUGACACCUACCUCGAGUUCGUCCGAGGUUCUAUGAUGCCCAGCCAUGAGAACAGCGGCUAGAAUUUUUUCCCCACCCGUAAAGCUGCUCGAACGUGCUGAAUAAACGUUCCGCAUGUAGAGGUAGA
Molecule: messenger RNA, 2192 nt
Organism: Plasmodium vivax (malaria parasite P. vivax)
Lineage: Eukaryota; Apicomplexa; Aconoidasida; Haemosporida; Plasmodiidae
Exons: 1
Coding region: 1-2127 (708 amino acids)
Biological process (GO): regulation of translation
Cellular component (GO): nucleolus
Molecular function (GO): mRNA binding
Source: RefSeq, a predicted model, not a curated record